This is a messenger RNA of Auxenochlorella protothecoides, 1551 nucleotides long. RefSeq lists its product as hypothetical. The coding region runs from base 1 to 1551 and encodes 516 amino acids. Gene Ontology annotation, biological process: regulation of DNA-templated transcription. Gene Ontology annotation, molecular function: DNA-binding transcription factor activity. Lineage: Eukaryota; Viridiplantae; Chlorophyta; Trebouxiophyceae; Chlorellales; Chlorellaceae. The record is from RefSeq and is a predicted model, not a curated record. The transcript has 3 exons.
AUGGACAUGCAGGGCUUGGACUUUGGCGGGGGCCUGCCCGUCGUCACGGGCAGGGAAAACUCCCUGGCCGAGCUCGACGCCUUGGAUGUGGACAACCUGAUGAACUUCUUCGGGCCCAUGACCACCCCCAUCCCCUCCUUCGGCGACGGCGCCAUGUUCCUGCAGCAGCAAAUGCUGCAGCAGCAGCUCCCCCCCCGCACCCCCACGGGCUCCGCCCCCCUGUUCCCCGACCCCCCCCUGGCCGCCCCUGCGGCCAACCUCUUCUCCUCCAUCCCCAUGCCCGACUUCGGCAAGCCGGCCACCUCCUCCCGCCCCCCUGCCGACUCCGACCACUCCAGCGACGACGCUGAGGGGCGGUCGCGCGGGCCCGACGCGCACAAGACCACGGCCAUCCAGGAGAAGAACAGGCGCGCACAGAAGCGCUUCCGCGAGCGCCAGAAGGCCAAGAUGAAGGACAUGACGGAGGAGCUGGACGACAUGACCUCCGAGCUGGGGCGCCUUCGCGUGGAGAACGGCGCGCUGAAGAACCGGAAUUCCAUCCUGGAGAAGGUGCUGGCCCUGCGCGACGAGCACAUCCGGGUCCUGCAGGACGAGCAGCAUGUGUUUGACCUGGGCAACCACCAUCUGCAGACCAGCAACCCCAAGCUGCUUGGGCCGGGACCUGCCGCCCCUGCCAUGCUGGGGUAUGGGGCCGGCGGGGGCGGGAGUGGUCUGCAGGGCGGCGGCCUGCCCGGGUCUGGCCAGGGCGCGGGGUCGCAGCUGCCGGCGCGGGGGUCGGGCCCGCUGGCGCUGUCCGCCGCGCUGGCCUCGGAGGUGGCAUCGGUGAAGACCAUGCCCGCUGACGCCGUCAUCUCGCGCUGGAAGGAGACGGUGCGCGAGCUGGGCAACAUCCUGGUGACCCUGGAGGGCUGCCCCGACCCGUCGGCGCCGGCGCACGCGGAGGCCAGCGCCACGCUGACCCGCGUGCUGGACGCGGCGGGCGCGCUGUGCAUGCACACCGCGGUGCUGCACCCCACCAACAUGCAGCGCCUGAUCGCCACCGCGCUGGACGACGGGCGGUCGGGGAUCAGCUCGGAGGACCGCGCGCGCUGGGCAGGAGUCACUGCCUCGCUAGCCCUCGCCCCCGAUCAGCGCGCGCAGGUGGUCAGCCUGCGCGCCAUCUUCCUGCGUCGCAUGCGGCGCGUGGUGGAGGAGCGCCGCGCCAUCCUGGACCGGCUGCAGAGCGUGAGCGUGCCGGACCGCAUGCUGGCCCUGCAGUCGGUCAUCGCCGAGACGUUGAAGGUCAACGAGUGCACCGUGGAGCUGAAAGCCAACCUGCAGGAGGAGCACCUGGCGGGCAUGGAGUUCAUCGGCACCGUGUUCAAAACCAUCUUCACCCCCCUGCAAAAGGCGCGCGCCAUCGUGCAGAGCUACCCCUUCUACCCGGACGUCUACCAGAUCGCGACCGCGCUCGUGUCGGAGCAAGAAGCGGGGCUUGACGGUGUGGGCGCGGGGCCUGGCGCCGAGGCAGGAGCCCUGAUCAACAUCCCGGUCGCGUACAAGGCGUAUUGA